Messenger RNA from Penicillium nucicola, 393 nucleotides. RefSeq names its product CAZyme family GH17. The transcript has 2 exons. Gene Ontology annotation, biological process: cell wall organization. Bases 1 to 393 code for a protein of 130 amino acids. Gene Ontology annotation, cellular component: cell surface; fungal-type cell wall; extracellular region. NCBI's taxonomy places the organism in Eukaryota, Fungi, Ascomycota, Eurotiomycetes, Eurotiales, Aspergillaceae. The record is from RefSeq and is a predicted model, not a curated record. Gene Ontology annotation, molecular function: glucan endo-1,3-beta-D-glucosidase activity; 1,3-beta-glucanosyltransferase activity.
AUGCCAAGGCUACGUUUCGGGCCAGCGGAUUCCGUAGAGAGCAUCGCAGACCUCGUUGGGGCGAACAUCCACCCCUUUUUUAACGCUGAUGUUGCGGCCGCCAACGCUGGACAGUUUGUCUCAUCUCAAAUCAGCCGACUUGAAGAAAUUUGUGGUAAUCUGAAAGUGGUCAAUCUAGAGACGGGAUGGCCGAACGCCGGAGAUCAAAACGGUGCCGUGGUUCCGGGAAUCAUGGAGCAGAAUACCGCCGUCAAUGCCACUGCUGAAGCGGCAGGCUCAAAGUCUGUCUUCUUCUCGUGGAUCAACGAUCCGUGGAAAUCACCGGGAAACUUUGACGCAGAGCAGCACUGGGGGUGCGCGGAUGUGUUCCAGGAAAAUAUAGAACCGGACUAG